Messenger RNA from Chironomus riparius, 6792 nucleotides. NCBI's taxonomy places the organism in Eukaryota, Metazoa, Arthropoda, Insecta, Diptera, Chironomidae. The record is from the annotation of a GenBank genome assembly.
AUGAUCUACAUAGGAGCAGUGAACAAUCUCUACCAACUCACCCCCGAUCUAGAAGUAAAAAUUCGCGAAAAAACGGGUCCACGACCAGAUUCACCGGAAUGUUCACCAAUCGAAUGUCCACCAAAUGUGAAUCUCAGGCCGACAGAUAACACCAAUAAAGUUCUUCUACUCGAUUACCAAUCAUCUCAUCUGAUCGUUUGUGGGACACUAUCACAAGGCACAUGUCAUGUGAGAUCAAUGCAAAAUAUUUCUAAUGUUGAACAGGAGAUACAGGAUGCAGUUGUGGCUAAUAAUGAUGAGGCGUCAACUUAUGCUUUUAUUGCAGCGGGACCACCUGCCCCACCAAUGACAUCAGUGAUGUACGUGGGCGUAACAUAUAUCAACAAUUCACCAUAUCGUGGAGAAAUCCCAGCCGUAGCAAGUCGUAGUCUCCAAAAAGAUCGUAUGUUUCAAAUCGCCAUAUCACAUGUAACCACCGGUACGCGAAUGUUCAUCAACACGGCAUCACGCGAUACAUAUCCAGUUAAAUAUGUCUAUGGAUUCUCAUCCGAGAAAUUUUCCUACUUUCUCACAUACCAAUUAAGACAGCCGGGUGGUAAUGAGUGGAUAAGUAAGCUCGUGAGAUUGUGCCAGGAGGAUAGUAAUUAUUAUUCAUAUACUGAGAUUCCAAUUGAAUGUAUUAGUGAGGACGGUACGAAAUAUAAUAGCAUACAAGCGGCAUUUCUUGGUCGUGCUGGACAGGACUUGGCUGAAAGUUUAAAUAUUGAGACCAAUAAUGAUGUGCUGUAUGCAUUGUUUAGUCAAUCAAAUGGACACACGCCAUCAAAUCGUAGUGCAUUGUGCGUUUAUUCACUUAAAUCAAUUCGUCGGAAAUUUAUGCAAAAUAUUAAGGCAUGCUUUAAUGGUGAAGGAUCACGUGGACUUGACUUUAUAUCACCGUCGAUGAAAUGUGUAGCAACACGUCUGCAGUCAUUGAGUGAGGACUUUUGUGGACUUGAUGUGAAUUCGCCUCUUGGUGGUGAGAUGCCAGUGACAGCAGCUGCAGCAGCAACUUUUAAUACUGAAAUAACAGCGAUAGCAGCUACAACGACAUCAAGUUUUACAGUUGUAUUCAUUGGAACGUCAAAAGGACAUUUGAAGAAGUUGACUGUCGAGAAUGCAAACACGGCCGUUGAAUAUGCAGAUAUUGUCAUUGAUGAGGGAUCAUCCAUCAACCCAGACAUGUUUUUUGAUAAAAAGGAUAUGAAUGUUUAUGUCAUGAGCGAGAAGAAGAUCAGUAAAGUUCGCGUACAUGAAUGUAGCGUUCAUAAGACAUGCGGUGAAUGUUUAUCAGCCCGUGACUCAUAUUGUGGAUGGUGUUCAUCUGAAAAUAAAUGUACCCUCCGCUCCAACUGUCAGGACGAUGGAAAUGAUCCAUUAUAUUGGGUCAAUUAUAAGAAUGGAAAGUGUACAUUCAUCACGUCCGUUACACCACAUCAAUUACAGAGGACAACGGCGAGAAAUCUUGAACUUGUCAUUGAUCAUUUGCCAAAUUUGAAGGAACAUUUAGUCUGUGCUUUUUCGACGAAGGAAAAGACAAUUGUUACUAAUGCGACGAGAAAUGGAAAUAUUGUCAAUUGUACGACACCGAGGACGGAUUUGUUGCCGCAAAUUGAGCCUGGAAAACAUCACUUUACAGCACGUUUGAGUGUGAAGACAGCAAGCGGUCCCGACCUUGUAUUUACAAAUUUCACUUUCUUUGACUGUUCGACACAUCUCUCAUGCACCCGCUGCGUAUCAUCCUUAUUUCCAUGCGAUUGGUGUGUUGACACGCAUCGAUGUACGCAUGAUACAGCUGAGAAUUGCCGUAAUGAUAUUAUGGUGAAUGGUGUGAAUCGGAUGGGACCCUCGUAUCGUUCUGGACCCGCAUUUUGUCCUGCUAUUAAUGUAACAGAUCUUGGAACUGAAAUUCUCGUACCUGCUGGUGUUAAACGGUCAGUAAAGGUCCGCGUGCACGUCAUUGGACAUUCAAUUGUUCAGACGCGUUACGUUUGUCAAUUCAACAUUGAAGGACGUGUGUCGAGUGUUAAUGCACAACUUCUUGGCGACACAAUCUAUUGUGAUUCAAUGGAAUUUAUGUAUACAUCGAAACCUGCUCAUAUCACAGCACCAUUUGCAGUUAUUUGGGAUGGUGCGAAGCCUUUGGAUAAUCCGCAUAAUAUUCAUGUUGUGAUUUAUAGAUGUCGUGACAUGGCCGACAGCUGUGGUAUGUGCUUAGCACUUCCAGCAAAAUAUGGAUGCGGUUGGUGUUCAUCAUCAAAUACUUGUGAGGUUGAAGAGCAAUGCAAAGGAUCUGAAGGAACUGUCGACUGGCUUAAUCGUCUACAAACUUGUCCUAAUCCAGAAAUUCAUAGCUUCACGCCAAAGACUGGACCAUGGGAAGGUGGCACUAAUAUUACAAUUACUGGAAUUAAUUUGGGAAAGAACUUUAGUGACAUUUAUUCGGGUGUGAAAAUUGCUGGAAUUGAUUGUUUGCCAUACCGUGAAUUGUAUUUAGACACAAGACAAAUUGUUUGUAGAGUCGAGGGACCAGGAACAAUGGCAUAUCGAGCUGGUAAAAUUGUUGUUCAAGUUCAAGACUUUCGUGGUGAAUCGCGCGGUGAUUUCGAGUUUGUUGAUCCAGUCAUUCACGAUUUUGAACCCAAAUUCGGUCCAAUGAGUGGCGGUACUCGUAUCCAUAUCCGUGGUAAUCAUCUCAAUGCUGGCAGUCUCAUUCGUGCAUCAAUAAAUGGCCUACGAUGUGAAAUCCUCUCGACCGAUGUCAAGGACGCUUUUUGUCGUACAUCACCGUCAUUACAGCACACAAAAGGCUUCCUCAAAAUGGAAUUUGACUCCGGCGAACGUCAACUGAACAGCGUACAAUUUGAAUAUGUAAAUGAUCCAACAAUAUCUGUCGCCACGAGUGGCAUCAACAAUGAAUUAUUCCCAAAAGGCAUACCGUCAGGUGGUAUAAAGAUAACUGUCAUUGGAAAGAACUUUAAGUCAAUUCAAAUGCCAAGUAUGUACGUGUAUUAUCGUGACCGAAUGUUCAACUCACCGUGUGUCAUUAUCAGCGACAUCGAGAUGCAUUGUGACUCGCCAAUGAUUGAGAUGGAUGUCCCGAACAUUAUGAAUGGCGAUAGUCCACAGACAUUGCAAUUGAGCGAUACACAAAGAUAUAAGAGAAGCUACGGAUCACCAUAUACAUUGAGAUUAAGUGACUUUAGUCCAUUAUCAGAUUCAUAUGCAUUAGCAUUAAGUGCUGAGCCAUUAGCUGGUGAUAUUCUCGGAAAAUGGCUGACUGGUGAUCAUCCAUUGCAUCUUGAGUACGGAUUCCAAAUGGAUGAUGUCAUAGCUACACAGAAUCUCAGUAAAACUAAUCAGCCAUUCCAACUCUAUCCAGAUCCAAUUUAUUAUAAGUUUAAUGAGAAAAAGUAUUACAAUAGUGAAUAUUUAACAAUUAAUGGAAAGAACCUCGACCGUGCAUGUAAAGAAACAGACGUUACAGUCACAAUUGGAAGUCAAAUCUGCAACAUAACAUCAUUAUCAAGACAGCAGCUCACCUGUAAGCCACCAGCUGAUGGAAUCGAUGAUAUGCAAGUCAUUGUCAAAAUUGGACCAACUUUAGAAUUUGAUAUUGGAAUAUUAAGCUACGCACAGCCAACAUUACUGAAUAAUUUAGGAAGACAUACACUAAUUAUGAUAACUGUAGCAAUUAUCAUCGUCAUUGUCUUCAUAAUCGGACUACUCAUUGCCUACAAGAAGAAAACAAGUGAAUCGAAUCGAGUGCUUAAGAAUAUGCAGGAACAAAUGGAUAUACUUGAAUUGCGUGUCGCUGCUGAGUGUAAAGAAGCAUUUGCUGAAUUACAGACGGAAAUGACUGAUUUAACCGGUGAUUUGACAUCCGGCGGUAUUCCGUUCUUAAAUUAUCAGAAAUAUGCUAUGAAUAUACUAUUUCCAAAUGUACAAGAUCAUGAUAGAUUAUUGCAAGAGCGAAUUGAGUUGGCGAGAAAGGAGAAGGGAUUGAGACUGUUUGGACAGCUCAUAAUGAAUAAGACGUUCUUGUUGCUGUUUAUUAGGACAUUAGAAAGCAAUAGAUAUUUCUCAAUGCGUGAGCGCGUCAACGUAGCAUCCUUAAUCAUGAUAACACUCCAAUCAAAACUCGAAUAUUGUACAGACAUCCUCAAGACACUUUUAGCUGAAUUAAUUGAAAAAUGCAUUGAUGGAAAGUCACAUCCGAAACUUUUACUUCGACGAACGGAAUCUGUUGCUGAGAAGAUGUUGAGCGCAUGGUUUACAUUCCUCUUACAUAAAUUUCUCAAAGAGUGUGCUGGUGAGCCACUUUAUAUGCUUUUCCAGGCGCUAAAGUCACAAGUUGAUAAGGGACCAGUCGAUGCUGUUACACAUGAGGCUCGAUAUUCGUUGAGUGAAGAGAAAUUAAUUCGUCAGCUGAUUGAGUAUAAGCAGAUGUCUAUUUAUGCUUCGAUAGCACAACCGCCAAUAUUUUGUAAUCAAUUGGAUAAUAUGACAUGUGAAAAUGUUCCUGUGAAGGUUCUGGAUUGCGAUACUAUCUCACAGGUCAAAGAAAAGAUUCUCGACACAAUUUACCGCGCCUGUCCCUACAGUCAACGUCCAAAACGCGACGAAGUCGACCUCGAAUGGAGAACUGGAAGUUCAGGUCGCGUUAUACUUUAUGAUGAAGACUCAACGUCAAAGAAUGACAAUGAAUGGAAGAAAUUAAAUACUCUAUAUCACUAUCGUGUGCCAGAUGGUGCAUUCCUUACGCUUGUUAGUAAACAGCAAUCAAGUAACUACAAUCUGUCCAUAUUGAGUGAGAAAAAUGAAAAAUCAGCGUACAAAUAUGAAACGCUCAAUUCAUCAAAAUAUAAUUCAACAUCACCGCCAUUUAGUCGCGCUGGAUCGCCACUCAAUUAUGAUUCAACCGAGAAUGGUGUUAAGUAUUGGCAUUUAGUAAAGCAUCAUGACUCGGAGCAGAAGGAGGGAGAGAGGGCUGAUAAGCUUGUUAGUGAAAUUUAUCUUACUAGGUUACUGGCAACUAAGGGUGCCGUACAAAAAUUCGUUGAUGACCUGAUUGAGACAAUCUUUAGUACAGCACAUCGCGGCUCCGCCCUACCACUCGCAAUUAAGUAUAUCUUUGAUUUUCUUGACGAUCAAGCCAUGUUGCAUGGCAUCACCGAUCCACAAGUUGUACAUACAUGGAAAUCUAACUCAUUGCCAUUAAGAUUCUGGGUGAAUUUAAUUAAAAAUCCGAAUUUCGUAUUUGAUGUACACAAGUCAAAUAUCGUUGACUCUUGUUUAUCGGUAGUUGCACAGACAUUCAUGGACUCAUGUUCAACAUCAGACCAUCGAUUAGGAAAAGACUCACCAAGCUCAAAGCUACUAUACGCCAAAGAUAUUCCAUGUUACCGAGAGUGGGUGGAACGAUAUUAUUGUGAUAUCAGAGAUAUGCCAGCAAUUUCAGAUCAAGACAUGAAUGCCAUGCUCAAUGAGGAGUCGAGACUUCACACAGUUGAAUUUAACACAAACAACGCCCUUCACGAGCUAUAUUUGUACGCCGUAAAAUACAACGAGCAACUAUCCGUGACGCUCUUUGAGGAUGAGUUCUCAAAGAAGCAACGUCUACCAUCAAAACUUAGUCAAAUUCAUAGCAUCAUGUCGUGUGAAUAGCAAGCAAGGGAAUAUUACAAUGGUUAUGCUUAGAAAAUAUGAAAUUUUUUUAUAUCUCAUUCAAACAAAAGAAGAAAAAAAAGUGUUUGCCAUUUUUUUAUAUAAGAAACAAACAAAAAAAAAUUAAAGAAAAAAGGAAACAAAAAUUAUCAUUUCGCUGUUAUCGCUAAAUAAGCUAAAUUAUAAAAGUAAAAAUAAUGAAAAAGUGUGUAAGAUGAAAAAUGAAAUUCCAUAAAUUAAAUGUGAAACUAUAAAAAAAAUUAUGAAAAAUAAAAAAAAUGCGAAUGAAUUUUUAAAUUCUAAGAAAUAAAAAGUUAUGAAAUGCUGCUUCAUGAAACAAAAAAUAAAAUAAAAUAAAGAAACAAAUUUUCCAUAUCUAAACAUGUAAACAAUGAAUUUUGGCCAAUUUAUUGAGAAUGAGGAUCAUUUAAGAUGUCAAAUUUGAUAGGAAAUUUUAGCAAAAAGCUGUGGUUGUGAGGGGAAAAUUGAGGAACAAAUGAGGAUGAUUGGAUAAUGCUUAAUAAUCCUGAGAAGCUUUCCCUACUGGAAGUUUUAAGAGCUUUUCCACCUGGAAGUUCAAAAAAUUUAAAUCCUGGAUGUUGAGUAAUUUUUCCCUAAUUUUCCUCCUUUACCUCAAAACUUCGCUACUAUUCAAAGCUAAUUCCACAACCUAAUAUGAUAAAAUCCCGAAAAAGUAAGGGCACAAGUAGGAAUGCUGAGCUGGAUUGUCUGGUUCUUGAUAUCUUGUCUUUUAGAGGAAUCUAUAGCCAUCUCUUUCUAAUAUACUCAAAUAUGUCUUUUUGAAUGAAUAACUUGAAAUUGAAGGAUUUUCAAAUGAGAAAUUGAAGAUUUAAAGAGAAAAAACCAUCGUUGUGGUAAGAUUAGGAAGAGAUGGGUAUGCUUUCAGCUUAUGUGAUGUGUGCUGAAGAACUGAAGUUGAAAAGAGAACUGUCUGAAUGAGUCAUAUUAGGACAAUGGGAGAGCUAAUAUGGUCAUCUAGGGAUUGAUUUAGUCCUCUCGGGACUGAAUUUGAUCCUCUCGAGACUGAAUUUGAUCCUCUUCGGACUGAAUUUGAUCCUCUCGGGA